CGCGGCCGCGGCUUUUAAAAACAUUUUAGUUUCAUUUUGCUUAAAUAUGGCUUUCGAUGAACAGAUAACAGGGUUUCGCGCAUGGGCCACCAGUCUUGGCUGUCCGCCCAACGCCCUGCCCAGCGAGGAGGCGCUAAAAUCCAUAUUUAAAUCGCGUCAAAAUCAGCUUUUUGUGCAAAUUCAGUCGCGCGUUCAACCGCGCCAGCAUGUGCAAGCGGUGCGCGAGAAUCUACUCAUAGCGCAGGUGCAACAGCACAAGGGCAAGGUGGUGCCCGCCUGUGGGCGCAGCUUUCUGCCGCGCCAGCUGCAAAUCCAUCUGAAAAUGCAGGAUCUGCAGAAGGACAAGGAGAAAUCGGAGCUGCGCCUAGCGGAGAACAAAAAGGAAUAUGAUAGCCUGGCCGCGUCCAUUAAAAUUAAGAAUAUACAGACAAUUAGCGCCACGCACAAAGAGCAAUUGCAUCGGUCCAGAUGCCAUAUACUGCAGCUCAAGCUGGAGUCACUUACUAAAAACUACGAACAGGAGCUGCAAAACAAGGUCCAAAUUCUGGCCACAAUGCCCGUCAAGCUGAGCAAUAAGAAUGCCAGUGAAAAGCUUGCCAGCAAGGCCGUGGAGCAGGCGCUCAAGGAGCUGGAACACUUUUACAACAUCUGCAAUGCCGAGGGCAACAGUAGCCAACAGCUGACCGAGGCCAAGCUGCGGCUGUGGUCACAAAUGCGCGACAUCUUUGCCAACACGCCCAACGUGCUGCUCUUCAAUGCGAUCAUGCGGCUCAAGGAGGAGCAACUGCAGCACGUAAUGCAACUGAACAAGAGCAACCACACCCUGGACGCAACGGGCAGUGUGGCGCUAUCCAAGCCGCCCUUGGAUAACUUUCAUGUGAAGCUGCUCAAAACCAAGGCGGAGCUGCUCGGCCUUGUGGCCAAGCAUUUGUGUGCUCAGAACGAAGUGGCUCAGCUGGAGGAGCGUUUCGCCGCGGCCUAUGGCACAUUUGUGGACGAGCUGCAGAGGAAGGUGAACAACUUCAAUGGCAUCACCAGCAGCGCCGAUGACGGUGACCACGACGACGCCAGCGAGGAAAUCAUCUCCGAUUUUAUACUGCAAUAUAAUAUGCGCAAUUUUAAUCGGGCGCGCAACGAUUAUCUGACCGAGCAGAUCGAGCAGCUGCGCCUGGAGCUGGAAGCGGGCGCCAAACAACUGGAAAAUCACGAGCUGCUGCUGGGCUCCAUCAAGCAGAUGUAUGGCGAAAUCAAUACAUCCGUUAAUCGCAUACAGCACGACAUGCUGCAGCUGUCGCAGAUCAAAGAGAAAAUCCUCUACUCGAAGAAUAUGCUGAGGAACAUGCUGGACGACAUGCAGGUGGCCACACAGCAACAGAACUCCAAGUCGCAUUUGUUUAGCACCAAAUUGAAGGUGGGCAACAUGUCGUUCAUGGGCAUGGAGAGCUUCAGCCUGGCCAACGAUAGCAUGUUCUCCAGCACCAAGCUAGAUAUCGAUUCCAGCCCCUUGGACACCACGCUGCGUCGCAGUUUCGACAAUACAACACUAAUGCCCGGCUGCACUACGUCCACGCCGUUGAUGCCGCCAGCCACCAGCACUGGCACCUCGCUGCCGUGUCAUCUGCUCGAGCUGAACACAUUCGCCGAAAUGCCGCUCGAGAAAUUUAGCUGUGUGCCGCCUGCCUGCGCCUUUUUGCUGUCGGCCAAUCCGCUCAUCGUGGAGUCACAGGAAUUGGCCACCACCAUGCAAUUGGCGCCCGGCCAUUUGCUAACGCCCCAGGGCGCCCUGCAGGAAGUACGUAAACGCAUUUUGUGGGCGUCGGCAAUUGCCGCGCACACGUCUGACAUGAAAUUGAAUUUGGAGACGUUAAUUGUUGAUCCGCACGAUUUGAAGUUGAAGGCGCGUCGCCAGCACGAGGAAAUCGUACAGCUGCUGGAUAACAUUGAGUCUCUGGGCGACAAGACGCAGCAUCAGCUGCACAGGAUCGAGCGCAUCUUUCGCUUCAUAGUGGACAAUCCGCUGCGCCAGUAUGUGCCGCCCAGCAAACGCUUUAACAACGCCAACUUUGCGGUCUACGAAUCGGAAUUCAAUCUAUAUUAUCGCAUAGCCACAGCGGGAGGUUCCAUUAAGUCUUAAGUUAAGAAUCAUAUUAAAAAAAAAACACCCAGUGCACUU
Messenger RNA from Drosophila novamexicana, 2173 nucleotides. It is a transcript of the gene dgt5, whose product is annotated as augmin complex subunit dgt5. The record is from RefSeq and is a predicted model, not a curated record. NCBI's taxonomy places the organism in Eukaryota, Metazoa, Arthropoda, Insecta, Diptera, Drosophilidae. The transcript is spliced from 5 exons. Bases 47 to 2134 code for a protein of 695 amino acids.